This is a messenger RNA of Suricata suricatta (meerkat), 516 nucleotides long. Its product is annotated as histone H2A-beta, sperm-like. The record is from RefSeq and is a predicted model, not a curated record. The transcript has 2 exons. The annotation marks the transcript as partial. NCBI's taxonomy places the organism in Eukaryota, Metazoa, Chordata, Mammalia, Carnivora, Herpestidae. Gene Ontology annotation, molecular function: protein heterodimerization activity; DNA binding; structural constituent of chromatin. Gene Ontology annotation, cellular component: nucleosome.
CUGCCAUCACAAUGUCUGAGCUGGCAUAUAGGCAGCUCUCUGACCAGUGAGGGGCACACUUGGUAGGAGGAGGCACUGGCAUCCUGACGCCCCUGGACCAGUGGGACAGAACCAGCGAACAGGAUGUCUAGAAGGCGAAGGCCCCGGCGCCGUCAGGGACCCAGGAGAAGAGCCAGGCGCCCUCAGGGACCGAGGAGGAGCGUGGGCUCCCGCUCCAGGAGAGCCCAGCUGCAGUUCUCCGUCAGCCGCAUGGAGCAUCUCCUGCGGGAGAGUCCCUACAUGAAGCGCCUGAGCCCAUCCACACCCAUCUUCCUGGCCGGCAUUCUCGAGUACCUGACGGCCAAAGUCCUGGAUCUGGCGAGCAAGGAGGCCCGCAGUGACCACAAGACGCGCAUCACCCCAGAGCACGUGCAGAGAGCGCUGGGCAGCCAUCAGCACCUCAGCUGCCUCCUUGAGGGACACUCCUCCUCUCGGUCCAUCAGAUGCCCCCCCGCUAAAAAGGGCCGAGGCCUGAGU